Messenger RNA from Nicotiana tabacum (common tobacco), 1406 nucleotides. RefSeq names its product putative CCR4-associated factor 1 homolog 6. The record is from RefSeq and is a predicted model, not a curated record. Gene Ontology annotation, molecular function: nucleic acid binding; poly(A)-specific ribonuclease activity. NCBI's taxonomy places the organism in Eukaryota, Viridiplantae, Streptophyta, Magnoliopsida, Solanales, Solanaceae. Gene Ontology annotation, cellular component: CCR4-NOT complex.
GGAGGUGGACAAGAAGGGAGGGCCCCACUCUCGUUCGCCCCAAAGGCUCAUCUCUUUUUCUCCCUCUAGACUCUAGAAUAAGAAAAAUCCAAAAAAAAUAAAAAAAGAAAAACUCCAAAAAAAUAAAAAAACACUUCGAUUUUGCCCUAAAAUUUCAAAUUCUUAUUUCUCUUCGCCGCCUCAUAUUGUUCCUGUUCAAACCCUAAUCUUACAAAUCGCUCUCUCUCCACACACAUAAUUUAUUUGUAUAUAUUUCGGUGUUGUUGUCUCAUUUUCUAUCAUCGAUUCAUGGUUGAAAGUUUGAAUCUUUAUUUAUUGAAAGAUCUGAUUUUGGUUUGAGAGUUUCAAAGGAAUCCGUUUUUAUUCCGGCGAUUGUAUGGUCGGAAGUGGUGAGGGUUAAUUUAUCAUUUGACUGAAAGUAAAAUCUUCGGCGAAAAUGUCGAUUUUGCCAAAAACCGAGUCGAUUCUCAUCCGAGAGGUUUGGAUUGACAAUCUGGAGGAAGAAUUCGCGUUAAUCCGCGAAGUUGUCGAUGAAUUUCCGUACAUUGCAAUGGAUACGGAGUUUCCCGGUGUCGUAAUCCGGCCGGUCGGGAAUUUUAAGAAUAGUUACGAUUAUCAUUACCAAACCCUAAAGGAUAACGUGGAUAUGUUGAAAUUGAUUCAGUUAGGGCUGACAUUUUCGGAUGAAAAGGGCAACUUGCCCAAGUGUGGGACAGACAAGUACUGCAUUUGGCAAUUCAAUUUCCGCGAAUUCAACCCUAACGAGGAUGUUUUCGCCAAUGAUUCGAUUGAGUUGUUGCGCCAGAGUGGCAUUGAUUUUACCAAGAACAUUGAAAAGGGUAUUGAUGCCAAGCGCUUUGGGGAGCUCUUGAUGUCGUCAGGGAUUGUGCUGAAUGAUAAUGUGUAUUGGGUUACUUUUCAUAGUGGCUAUGAUUUCGGGUACCUGUUGAAUCUGUUGACUUGCCAGGAUUUGCCUGAUACACAGGCGGAUUUCUUUACCUUGAUGAAUGUGUACUUUCCUGUCAUUUUCGACAUCAAGCACUUGAUGAAGUUCUGUAAUAGCCUUCAUGGUGGAUUGAACAAACUCGCGGAGCUCUUGGAGGUUGAGAGGGUUGGUGUUUGUCAUCAAGCGGGUUCAGAUAGCUUGCUCACAGCUUGUACCUUUAGGAAGUUGAAAGAAAACUUCUUCAGUUGUUCACUGGAGAAGUAUGCAGGUGUCUUGUAUGGUCUAGGUGUUGAGAAUGGGCAGAACAAUACCCAUUGAAGAAAAAAAAUUAAAAAUUAAAAUAUGAAAAAAGAUAGAUAUGUAUUACUUGUGUGUGCUGUAUGAUGCCACACUUCCAAUGUAUACUUUUGGUAAAAAGGUUUGUGGUUAUUUAUGAUAUCCACCUUAUUUUGGCUUAAUA